Molecule: messenger RNA, 3046 nt
Organism: Microdochium trichocladiopsis
Lineage: Eukaryota; Fungi; Ascomycota; Sordariomycetes; Xylariales; Microdochiaceae
Product: BRO1-like domain-containing protein
Exons: 2
Coding region: 249-2927 (892 amino acids)
Cellular component (GO): endosome
Molecular function (GO): protein binding
Source: RefSeq, a predicted model, not a curated record
GAAGCAUGACAUGGGAGGGAUGCGAUGGACCUCGCGCGCCCCCACUGCCAGGACUUCAAGGUCAACAAUCCCCGCCUCCCUGGUGCCCACGACGCCUGCGACCAGGAGGAAAUUACUCUGAUUAGAAGCCUGCGACUCGACUUGGGCAGCGCCGGAGACUCAGCGUUCGACCAGUUUUGCCUGCCCCAAACAGGCUCCUCGAGCUACAACAUUAAACCCCACCUUCGGCCGAGCAAGCUUUCGUCACGAUGCAGAGCCACAUUCUCGCGGUGCCGUUCCGCAAGGGCACGCAGCUGUCGCUCUCGGCGGCAGUGCGUCAGUACAUCUCGACAAAGUAUGACCAGCACCCAGACAUGUUCCGCCAGGACCUCGAGGUCAUCGAGACGCUACGGAACGACGCUGUCAACGUGCGCGAGCCACAUCCGACAGGCAUAGGCAAGCUCCAGGCGUAUGCCGCGCAGCUGGUCUGGAUAGGGGGCAAGUUCCCGAUAGACAUCGGUGCCGACUUCACCUGGUACCCAGCGCUCGGGUACAACACUGAGCGCCCAGUCGUCCACAACAACCUCCAGUUCGAGCUUGCCAACAUCCUAUUCAACCUUGCCGCACUAUACUCCCAGAUGGCCAUCGCCAGCAAUCGAUCAAGCACAGAGGGCCUCAAGACGGCGGCUAGCUACUUCAACCAGUCGGCCGGUGUUUUGUCCCACAUCAAGACCGCCGUACUACCCGAGAUGCGAACGACACCGCCCGAGGACAUGGAUGAACACGCCCUCGAGGCGCUGAUCCAGUUGCAGCUUGCACAGAGCCAGGAGUGCUUCUGGCAAAAAGCCGUUAUGGACGGCUACAAGGACGCCCUAAUUGCCAAACUUGCCGCCAAGGUGUCGGACUUGUACAACCUCGCCGGCGAAGCUGCCAUGCUCUCCGAGGCCAUCAGCAGCGGCUGGAUCCAUCACAUGAGCGCCAAGCACCACCACUUUGCGGCUGCUGCUCAAUACCGCGCGGCCUGCGAUUGCUUAGAGAAGCGCAAGUACGGCGAGGAGGUUGCGCGGCUCAAGGAUGCAGUCGCCUGUGUCGCGGAAGGUCUCAAGGAGUCACGGGGCGGAUAUCUACACAAGUCUGUUGUCGACGACCUGAAUGGUCUCAAGAAGCGGGUCGAAGAGGACGUGAAGCGCGCGGAGAGAGACAACGACGUCAUCUACCUGCAGGUCGUACCGCCCAAAGCCGAACUCAAGAUUCUGGAACGAGCGACCAUGGCAGUGAGCAAGGCGCCUCCGCAAGUAACUUCGCCCUUGGACUUCCUUGGGCCAAAGGCAGAGUUCGGACCGGGCCUGUUUAGCAAACUUGUCCCGUACUCGGUACACAUCGCCGUUUCCAUCUACGAGGAGAGGAGGGACAGACUGGUCAAUCAGAAUAUCAUCGCCGAGCUGGAGACACUGAAUGAGAGGAUCCAUGAAAUCCUGUCGUCGCUCAAUCUGCCUGGGUCGAUUCAGGCCCUCGAGAAGCCUCUUGGUCUUCCAGGCACUCUGGCCCAACACGCCGAUGAAGUACGGCAAGCGGACGCCAUUCACCGCCUACAGCGGUCUUUUGCAGACAUAGACAAGCUUCGCAAUGCCGAUGUUGCCGUGUUCGAGGAGGGCAAGGAGCUUCUACAGGCCGAAGAAGACGAGGACAACCGAUUGCGAAUGAAGUUUGGCACAGACAGAUGGAAUCGUCCUUCAAGUCGCGUCGAGCCGAGCCAGGGCGCCAAGCUUUGGAACCAAGUGAGUGAGGCGGAAGGCUGGUUCGGGAACAGUGCUAGCAGCGAUGGUGUGGUACGCGAGAAGUUCUACAAGAUUGAGGCCACCUUGGCCAUUCUCGCAGGGCCGGACCGGGGCAUGCUAGACUUUGUACCAUCGUCGAGACGCACAGAGAUCCCCGAACCUCUAAAACCCGCGCUCAACAGACUGCGCACUGCUUAUAACGAAGUCACUCGCUUCGAGUCUCGGCGACGGCGGAAAGCCGAGGCCCUUCGCGAGAAAGCCCGCGGCGACGACAUCAAGCAUGAUAUUCUAGCGGAAGCAGCCCGCCUGGAACGGACACAGGCUGUAGCCACGGCCAUCGUACCCGCCCACUUUGAAGACUUCUUCGAGAAGCGCCUCGACCAGCUCUACGAGGCGGAUCUGGAGAUGGUGCAGAAGGAGGCACAGGAGCAAGAACGACUGCUGGACGAAUUAGUCCAGAUCAAUCGCGGAUUCGAGUCGCAGAAGAGGGUUGUUAGUGACAAGGGCAUCAAGGAGCGCGAGCAGGCCCUGCAGAAGCUCGAAAACGCGUACUACAAGUACAAGGAGCUCGUCAGCAACGUCGAGGUCGGGCGCAAGUUCUACAACGACCUCCAGCGCAUCGUGGGCGGUUUCCGCGACAACGUCCGCACUUUCGUCACGGAGCGCCGGCGCGAGGCAAAGAUGCUCGAGGACGAGCUAUCCAUGCCACCCCUGAACUCGCUCAGCCUUGGCGGCCAGCAGCAGCAACAGCAGCAGCAACAGCAGCAGCAGAUGCCGCCGCAGCAGGUACAGUCUCCUGCUUUCAUGCACCAGCAGCAACCACCGCCACAGGGAUUUCCCCCGCCGCAGCAGCAGCAGCAACCCAUCAACAGCCCACCGGCCGAAGCACAUAUUCAGACCUGGGCUCCCGCGGGCGAGACCGUCGCUCCGCAGCCCCAGCCGCCGAGGGCUAACCCGCUACACAGCAUGUGGCAUCCGGAGCUGGGCAUCAAGUUUGGCGGGACCGGACCAGGAGCCGGCACGCCUGGUACCCCUGGUGGCCCACCGCAACAGCAGCAGCAGCAACAACCAGGACCUGGAGGAGCAGUAUCUGGCGGCAUGGCAUUGAGACAGCCCCCCGCUCCGGCUGGUGGGACUUGGGAUCCGAACAGCGGGAUUCGGUUCGGUUAGGAGGCCAACACGAGUCGCGUGCGGAGCAAGCUGUAAGUUGUGUGUGCUGGUGGACAUUGAUGGGAUAUCAGAAAUUCACCUGCCCAUAUCUGCAUGAGUCUAGUUUCAUUAACGGAAGC